Messenger RNA from Protopterus annectens (West African lungfish), 2983 nucleotides. RefSeq names its product kinesin family member 2A (gene KIF2A). Gene Ontology annotation, biological process: microtubule-based movement. The record is from RefSeq and is a predicted model, not a curated record. Gene Ontology annotation, molecular function: microtubule motor activity; ATP binding; microtubule binding. The transcript has 22 exons. Lineage: Eukaryota; Metazoa; Chordata; Ceratodontiformes; Protopteridae. Bases 157 to 2382 code for a protein of 741 amino acids.
AGCGCGCAGGCGCAAUUGGUUGCUAGACCCAGUCUCUGCAUCCGGUGGAGGUUGCUCGUUUCCCUUCCCGCUGCUAUCACUAGUCUGUUCUGGUAUCCUACACCUAUUUUAAAUAAAAUCAGAAAAACACUUCCACGAUUGACCCAUCAAUGAAGCAUGGCAACCAAUUUCGGCAAAAUACAAAUUGGUAUUUACGUGGAAAUCAAGCGGAGCGACGGACGAAUCCAUCAGGCUAUGGUUACCUCACUAAAUGAAGAUAAUGAAAGUGUUACAGUAGAGUGGAUUGAAAAUGGCGAUACAAAAGGCAAAGAGAUCGACUUGGAGAGCAUAUUUGCACUAAACCCAGACUUGGCACCAGAGGAAGAAGAUAUUGAGCCAAGCCCUGAAACGCCACCACCUCCUACACCUUUAGCCAAAGUGAACAAAUUAGCUAAGAAUCGACGAACUGUGGUUCCUGUUAAGAAUGAAACGCCAGCUAGAGACAAUCGAGCUGUGUCAGCUCGUGCACGGCCAAGUCAGAUCACAGAUCAGUCUUCCUCCAUUCACCAGAAUGGUAGCGUUCCAGAUAUAUCCCCAGCAGCCCAAGCUAUGAAAAAAGAAUUUGGACCACCUUCACGUAGGAAAUCAAAUUGUGUGAAAGAAGUUGAAAAACUACAAGAAAAACGAGAAAAGCGGAGGUUACAACAACAAGAGCUAAGGGAAAAAAGAGCACAGGAAGUCGAUGUAGCAACGCCCAACUAUGAAAUAAUGUGCAUGAUUAGGGAGUUCCGAAAUAGUUUGGACUAUCGACCAUUGACAAAUGCUGAUCUUGUAAGUUCCAUGCAUUUAUGUAUGUGUGUAUACAAACAGCCAAAAACUCAAAAACGAAAUCCACUAAAAGACCUUGAUGUAAUAACUAUUCCUAGUAAAGAUGUCGUGAUGGUACAUGAGCCUAAACAAAAGGUGGAUUUAACUAGAUUUCUGGAAAACCAGACAUUUCGCUUUGACUAUGCCUUUGAUGAUACAACUAGCAAUGAAAUGGUGUACAGGUUUACAGCUCGGCCGCUUGUAGAGACAAUAUUUGAAAGAGGAAUGGCAACUUGCUUUGCGUAUGGUCAAACUGGCAGUGGAAAAACACAUACCAUGGGCGGUGACUUUACUGGAAAAAAUCAAGACUGCUCUAAAGGAAUUUAUGCAUUAGCAGCAAGAGAUGUGUUUUUAAUGUUGAAGAAGCCAAAUUACAAGAAGUUAGACCUACAAGUGUAUGCAACCUUUUUUGAGAUUUAUAGUGGCAAGGUAUUUGACUUGUUGAAUCGAAAAACAAAAUUAAGGGUAUUAGAAGAUGGAAAGCAGCAGGUACAAGUUGUUGGUUUGUCAGAACGAGAGGUUAAAUGUGUUGAAGAUGUAUUGAAGCUAAUUGAAACAGGAAACAGCUGCAGAACAUCAGGGCAGACAUCUGCAAAUGCUCACUCAUCUCGGAGUCAUGCAGUAUUUCAAAUAAUAUUGCGGAAAAAAGGGAAAUUACACGGCAAGUUUUCCUUGAUUGACUUGGCUGGCAAUGAACGAGGAGCAGAUACCUCUAGUGCUGAUAGACAGACUAGACUUGAAGGUGCUGAAAUUAACAAAAGUCUCCUAGCACUUAAGGAAUGUAUCAGAGCACUGGGACGAAAUAAACCCCACACACCUUUCAGAGCAAGUAAACUUACUCAGGUGCUGAGAGAUUCUUUCAUAGGAGAAAAUUCACGAACCUGUAUGAUUGCCACAAUAUCACCAGGGAUGGCAUCUUGUGAAAAUACACUAAACACACUAAGAUAUGCAAACAGAGUAAAGGAGUUUGGAAUUAGUCCUUCAGACAUUCCCUUCUCACAGGGUAGCAGCAGUCGCUCUGAUCUGUCUCCUUCCUAUGAGUAUGAUGACUUUUCUUCAUUCACCAGAGUGAAAGAACUGACAGUGGAUCCUAGUGGUGCUGACCUUCGUCCAAACAUUCACGUACAGAACCAGCUAGAUGACUUAGACGUUCAGUGGCCCAUUGGAAGCUCUCCACAGCGAGAUGACCUCAAACUGCUUUGUGAACAAAAUGAGGAAGAAGUUUCUCCCCAGCUGUUCACAUUUCAUGAAGCAGUGUCACAAAUGGUAGAAAUGGAAGAACAGGUAUUAGAGGAUCACAGAGCAGUUUUCCAGGAAUCUAUCCGGUGGCUAGAAGAAGAAAAGGCACUACUAGAAAUGACAGAAGAAGUUGAUUAUGAUGCGGAUUCCUAUGCUACACAACUAGAAGCAAUUCUGGAUCAAAGGAUUGAAAUUUUAACCGAGUUGAGAGAUAAAGUGAAAUCUUUCCGUGCUGCUCUCCAGGAAGAAGAACAGGCCAGUAAGCAGAUCAAUCCAAAGCGACCGCGUGCCCUCUGAAAAGAAUAACUGUUGCUGGUACUAGAUAGACUUGUCGAGUUCCUUUACUGUAACUCGCUGCUUCUCAAACUGUGGUUAUUGGGAACCUGGCUGCCUGAAGACUGGAACAGUUUGGAAUAAAGUUUGUGGAAAUAAUCCUACACCUUGACUUUGAACGGCUUCUUAUCUGUUCCGUCUGAGACACUCCUAAGAUGCUAUAAGACAAAUCGCUUCUAGUUCAAAACAGCACAACCAUGAAGGGUUUAGGAUAUCUGAAGCACUUUCUUUUCAUCUUAAUUUUAAGAAAAUAAAAAGAAAUUUUAUGUUUUGACGACCUUGCCAACUUUUUUAAGACAGUGAAAUAAAACUGUGGUCUUUUUAUGCCACAGUAUUUUUCUUUCAACCAUGUGUGUUUUGUUACAAAAAUGAACUGUGCAGUUUUAAAUUUUGUUUGCUUGCAUGCACACACACCAUCAGUAAUGUAAAAUACUUCUCUCAUAGAGACUGCUGUGCUCUACGUCUCCCACAUCGUGCCUUGGUGAAGGCAAAAUACUCCCAGCGAUUCCAUUAGUUCUGUGUCAAGCACAGCCUUAACUUAAUAAAACACAUUCCUUGUUGGUCA